Molecule: messenger RNA, 11393 nt
Organism: Anolis carolinensis (green anole)
Lineage: Eukaryota; Metazoa; Chordata; Lepidosauria; Squamata; Anolidae
Gene: cep170b
Product: centrosomal protein 170B
Exons: 20
Coding region: 434-5455 (1673 amino acids)
Molecular function (GO): protein binding
Source: RefSeq, a predicted model, not a curated record
ACCCACCCGCGCCUUGGCAAUGAUUAACCAGCGGCGUCGGCGUCACCUGCCUUAACCUGAGCCGGGCUUUGGGAGAGCCUGGGAGGGCAGGGCUGGACCUGGGAAGAGGGAGGCGGAGGGAGGAAGGACCGAGGCAGGAUCCCAAGACCGGAGCAGGAGACGCCUCUUUGCUCCUGACGUCUGGAACCGGCUGGGCGAGGAAGGCGCAAAAGGCGGCGGCGGCAGGCGGUGAGAGCGGGGCAGCGCUUUCUUCCUCGCCUCCUUCCUUCCUUCCCGAGCAGCCAAGAAGAAAGGAGAGAGCCAUGGCUUAGCAGCCAAGGGCUGGUCCUGCCUCGGGGUCGUGCUUUGGGGGCCCGGAGGGGCUUUGGCGCAGCGCUGGAGGGCGAGGAGCGAGGAGGAAGGAUGGUGAAAAGUUGAAGUGCCAAACGCCAUAAUGAGUGUGACAUCAUGGUUUCUGGUGAGCAGUGCGGGCAUUCGCCACCGACUCCCACGGGAGAUGAUAUUUGUUGGCAGAGAAGACUGCGAGCUGAUGCUCCAGUCUCGCAGUGUGGAUAAGCAGCAUGCUGUCAUCAACUACGAUAAGGAGAAAGAUGAGCACUGGGUGAAGGAUCUGGGAAGCUUAAAUGGGACUUUUGUGAAUGACGUACGGAUUCCUGACCAGAAGUACAUCACGUUGAAACUGAAUGAUGUGAUCCGCUUCGGCUAUGAUGCUAAUAUGUAUGUGUUAGAACAAAUCCAGCAUAAAGUCCCAGAAGAAGCACUAAAGCAUGAGAAGUAUACCAGCCAGCUUCAGAUGAGCUUUAAAGGCACAGCAGUGAAAAGGGCGGAGCAGCCAAUGGAGCACAGCGGAGAUACUGAGUCAUCCCAGGCCAAGCUGGAGAAAGGCGAGAAGAAAGCUACUACAGAGACAAAUACUUACCGCACACCUCUUUAUGGCCAGCCAUCGUGGUGGGGAGAAGAUGAUGCCAAUAAUAAGUUGGAAUCAUCUGAUGACAGAAGGGUAGAAGAACAGUAUUCAGAGAGAACAAAAGAUAUAGUCCAACAUGAAGAAGAAAUCAAUGGCAAUAUCACUGGAUACAAGGAUUCGCAAGGCGAUGCUCUGUUUGCAUUCCGAAGGGAACCUAGUUACUUUGAAAUCCCAACAAAGGAAUUCCAACAGACGGUGAAAUCUCCAGAGGCACAGGUCCACGAAAUCCCCACCAAAGACGUUGAUGCAGCAGUGCUGCCAGUUGUACAGAGCCACGCUUCGUUCACUAUUGAGUUUGAUGAUUGCACCCCGGGCAAAAUCAAGAUAAAAGAUCACGUCACCAAAUUUUCACUCAGGCAGAGGCGGAACCUUGGAAAGGAAGCCGGUCACGUAGAAAUGAUCUCGGCAGAGAACAAAGUGGCAGAUUGGCUGGUCCAGAAUGACCCAAGUCUCAUAAGAAGGCAGUCACCAGGAGAUGAUGUGUACAGCACCAAAAGUGACCUCCCAGUUCAUGUGAAGACUCUGAAGGGUAACAGACAUGAAGAUGGGACGCAGAGUGACUCUGAAGAUCCGGUAGUGCCCAAGCCAGAGAAGGAGACACCAACGAACGACCAUAUAACUGAGCAAGCCAGGCUCCAGCGCCAAAUUCGACGUGACCCCCAGGAGCUGCUCCAUAACCAGCAGGCCUUUGUCAUAGAGUUCUUUGAUGAUGACACGCCCCGGAAGAAGAGAUCACAGUCUUUUACCCACUCUAGUCAGACCGAUAUGGACCCAGCCUUGAAGACCAAAGUUGAGAAACGUAAGAUUAACGUGCCUGCUGAGAAGCCAGGGAGUUCUCUGCCGCCACAGCAUCUUCCCACGGGAGGAUCCAAAGGGCCAGUCAACUCUUUCACCACUCCAAGAGCUGGUUCCUUUAAGAGGGAGAAGACAGAGGAGAGAGCCAAUUCAUCUUCAUCUUCCACGUCGAAGGCGUCUGUAAAGAGUCAUGGCAGCGUUGGGCGGAAGUCAAAAAUAUCUCAGGACUUUGCUGCUGAAUGUUUACGGGAGAGCUCCCAGUCUGGAAAAGCCAACACAGAGAAGCCACCUCCAAUGCCACCUCCACUCACUCCACGGGUAGUUGUAGCACCACCAGCCCCAGAACCAGUCCCAUUGCUAGUUGCUGAUCCUAAGCUAAUGAAGGCUAGGAAGCAUGAAGAAGAGGACAGCUUGAGCGAAACCGGUACCUAUACCAUUGAAACAGAGUCACAGGAUAAAGAAGUAGAAGAAGCUCGAAAGAUGAUUGAUCAGGUUUUUGGUGUUUUGGAAUCUCCUGAAUUUUCAAGAAUGUCUUCAACCUUCAGACCUGUUAUAAAAGGCGAAAAAGAAGAAUUAGGAUCCCAUCAUUUGAUCGGCGAGAAUGGCUCAGGCCCAAAGAUUACUAUGAUGCAGGUCAUCGCUUCCAAAGUGGCUAGUGGGCAUCAUACAGACAUGCAGUUACCGCCUUCCUCUCCGGUUGGACAGAAAUGGGUAUCAAGAUGGGCAAGCCUUGCAGAUAGUUAUACAGACUCGGGAUCUUCUCCUAGCACCGGAGAAACCCAUCAGCAGCCCUCUCAGGCUGGAACAGAGAAAGACUCCAGUUUUAGAGUGGGAGACUCUGAGAACUCCAUUGCGGCACGGACAAGGCGCCUUCUUCCUCAGCUCCCUCCAGGUGACAAAUCCGAAAGCCCAACGCCAACCAUAUUAAUUUGUCAAGAGCCUUACACAGAAGCACCCCCAAGAAAUGCUGAUAUUGCUGACCAAGGGACAGAAAUGUACCUAGAUCCUGCCAGUCGGCUAUUAAUUCAGGAAGAUUUGGAUCCCGAUAGCCUUAGUGAUGCAAGCAAAUCUGAUGAUGGUAUUGGCUUGGAAAAAGGCAGGAAAGGCCAAGAUGGCACCAAAGUUUCAGAAAAAACAAAGGCUGAAAAUUCAAAAUCCAAAAAUCGUCAACACAUGGUGCCAAGGCUUUCUGGACUAAGAGCAUCAAGCGAUCCGCUGUCAACAUGUUUCUAUAUUGGUGAUGAGGAAGAAGAGAUAGGGGUUCCUUCAAAGCUUCCUUCCAAUACUUCUCCUUCUCGAACAGACAAGGAGGAGGCGUUUUUCAAAUCUGGAAAGCCAGCUGCCAAGGGGGUUAGCAAUACCUACAUUAGCUCAAACGGUAAAAUGGUGAUUUCAUUACACCAGGGUCUUCCUCUUCCACAGCCGGAAGUUGCAGCUACAAAAGAAACAUCUUCUUUUGUUCGGCAGGAAAGCUUUACCAAAGAGAAAUCAAGCAGCAGUGUUCCUCAGAACAGGCUACCGCAUAUCUCAAGCCACCCUCUGCUUAAGGAUCUCGAUGUCGCCCGUGCAAAUCGUAUGGAUUAUAAUCAGGACACCCACCUUCUCCUUAAAGAUACCGAAACUGCUCUGGCAGCAUUGGAAGCCAAAAUCCUCUGCCAAACUCACCAGCUUGAAGUUCCUGAAAAUACUUUGGGCCAGUUAGAAGACUCUCUAUCUGGAGAAUCAGAUGUAGACACGGCUAGCACCGUCAGCUUGGUGAGUGGCAAAAACCUUCCAAGCCAUCCUCCAAAGCGUAAGCCUGUGACCGCUUUGCAAAAAGAGAAGUCUUCUUCUGCACCAUCUGUUCAAGACCAGAACGUUCAACCAAGCGCACGCGAACGGCUGUCAGAGAAACGGAAAACUCUGCCUCUCGAGAUAGGAAACAAAAGUGAGAAUACGAAACGUUUCCAAGUAAAACGCGGCACAGGGACCGGCGGGUCUUUGGAUUACACAGAUGAUGAACGGAGUGGGAGUCACCCGUAUUCGCCAGCAAGUGAAAUAGCCUCCUCGGACCAAGAGCAAAGUGCCUCAAGGUCUAUCUCCAGAAAGAAGCCUUUCUCGCAGUCCACCAAAGAAGAGCAUAGCAAAGUGACACCAACAGUGCAAAAGAUCCAACAAGUCCUCACUAGGUCCAAUAGUUUAUCUACUCCAAGACCCACAAGAGCCUCAAAACUUCGCCGUGCCCGGUUGGGAGAUACUUCGGAUAAUGAGAGUGCCGAUACUGAAAAGACUGCCCCUCACGAGGGCAACGGAGCAUCUUCCAAGCAGCCUGCAGAGACCAAGAAAUUGUCAAGGUUGGACAUCCUUGCCAUGCCAAGGAAACGGGCAGGGUCUUUCACUGUGCCAAGUGACUCCGAAAGUGCCCCACCGAGACAGACAUUCUCUGGGCGCAGUGCGGAGUCGUAUUAUUCCACCCGAAAGCCCCCCGUUUCUGAAGCUAGAAAUGCUGCAAGGAAAACAGCAGCUGCGGUAGCUGCUUCAAAGCAGGCUUUUACCAGGACACGCUCAAGCAGUGUCAAGUACUCCUCGUCUUCCACUUCGAGGCGGCGACAACAGGGCUCAGAUUAUACUUCCACUUCCGAUGAAGAGUACGGCUCAAACCAGAGCUCCCCUAAACACAAACGCUCCCAUACUUCAACAGCCACCCAGACGCCCCGGGCCCGAGCCUCCGGGCUGAAUAAACAGAAGCACAGCAACAGCAGAGAAACGGAAGACGAAGAUUUUGAUGAGCACGAUCCCUACAACUUCAUGGCGCAGACGGCGGAGAUUGCAGAAAUAGCCAGGUUGAGCCAGACUUUGGUGAAGGAUGUGGCAAUUCUUGCUCGAGAGAUUCAUGAUGUUGCUGGAGAUGGAGAUUCCCAGAGUUCAUCUGGAACGGGACCAAGCACCUCCCAGAGUUCUGUGCCUAACACCCCUGCUUCUACUAUAUCAGCAAGGGAAGAGAGACCUGGUAGCAGAGCCAGAGGGCACAGUAAAGUUGUAAGCAGGAUGUCAAGUACAGCUCCACAGCUUCUGAAAAAACUCAGUAGUGGGUUGGUCCAACACAUACCAGAAGCAAGUCUGAACUACCAGAAGGUGCCUCCUGGGUCAAUGGGAUUCCAUGAUUUUGACCAAAAUAUGAAUGACAGUCGAGAAGAAGAUCUCACAAGAAAAACAAGGAUAAGAAACAGGGAAGAAGUAAUCUUUGAUAACUUGAUGCUAAAUCCAGUAUCCCAGUUAUCCCAUACCAUCCGGGAAAACACAGAGAGCCUGGCAGAGAAAAUGAAAAUUCUAUUCCAGAAUACUGAGCGAACAUGGGAAGAGAUGGAAGCCAAAAUAAAUUCUGAAAACGAAGUGCCAAUUCUAAAGACCUCAAACAAGGAGAUAAGCUCUAUUCUGAAGGAGCUACGCAGAGUCCAGAAACAACUUGAAGUUAUAAACGCUAUCAUUGACCCAAGUGGAAACUUGGAUAUCCUUGCCAAUAAUAAAACAUCCUCUGCUACAUCACAAUCUGCGGCUGCUAAAGUCAGGACUGCUAACAACAUUUCAGGGCCCAUGUUGGAAGCGUUAUCCCCUGCCAAGAAAAGAAAUUAUGUACAGAAAUCGAACUUUGUUCCUAAUAGCCUGCAGGAUGGUACUGUGUUUGUUCCAGAUGGAGAGAAAUACGUCAUCUGAUGGAAUAUUUUCUAGUGCUUAUCCUCUUGUAUGUAAUCUACCGUGGUGUUAGUAUUGUGUACGAGUGGUUGUGGGCAAGUCUGCGUGGAGCAGUUGUUUAGAUUGCUAACACAUUGCACAAAACGAGAAAAAAAGGUACAAUCUAUGCUGUGUGUGGGGUGAGUGGAAGCUCUCUGUAUAUGCCUUUUGUGAGGGAGUGGGAAGAAACUAGCACUGUGGAACAGCACAUAUUCAGCAUAGAGGCAGACUCCAAUUUUAAUAGAAAGCUACCAAUGCAUCAUUCCUCCAAUGUGCCAUAGCAAAAUGAACUUUGCGUAUUUUUCACUCCAUACUGCCGAAACACUACUGCGUUCUUGUAUCUAGCUUGUUCAUAGCUGCCUGUUUAGUUGUAUAGAGGCUCCAUUUUGAAAAUGUACCUUCUUGCAGGGGACAGUGGGGCGGGGGAUGCUGCUGGUGCUGUAUAUUUAUUUUUUAAAAUAGCCGAGCAUUAACUCAUUUGACCAGAAUUUACAUUUUAUUGUCAGGUUAAGUGACGCAGCAAAGGAAGAUUUGUUUUCCAAAAGCAGUGACUUUCAUCCCUUUUUCAAGGAGGAAACAAAGAUGACAUUGAUUCAUUCCCCUUCCAAACAGAUGGCUUUCACUAUUCCUCUGGGAACGGUAAUUAAAAAGUACAGAUGACGGAGAGCCAGUAAAUAAGUUUGCAUCUUGGUUUUCCAUAUGCUCCUUUAGCUGACAGUUCCAAAUAUAGAGGUCUAGAGGAGACACAUCAAUGAAUGACCAGGAUUUUGUCUAACAAGGUUGCCAGUCUGAAACCAUUUCACGGUAUUUGCUGUGUAACAAGGCUCUGGUGUAGUCCUAAUCUCUUUUUAAUACAACCAACAGGGUCUUCAUUUACUGCAUGUCAUUUCAGGGAGAGUAAAAAGAAAUUGUUCCAUGUGUGGGCAGUGACAGAUGGUUGAAAACAUAACCCUUCUCCGCCCUUUGCAUUCCUCUCAAUGCCAUUGAUUGAUAUCCGUAAGAGCAUAAUCAUAUAGGCCACUCCUUCCACUCAGAGAGGUCCUGUAUUGAGCAGAAGCAGAAGUGGGUUUAGCUCCACCUCCUGCUGGCUCCAGGAUUUUGGAGACCUUGGGCAAAGCAUUAACAGUCGAGCCAGGCUUAAACUUGUAAGUAUGAAGUGCCCAAACUAAGCAUUUUCUAGUGUUGCCUCUUGCUAAAAAGAAAAUAGCAACUCCAUUGAGCCAGUGGUCCCCAUGCUGCUCUUUGGGCUCUAGCCAAUGCCCAACCUGCCAUGAGUUGGAAGAUGCCCAAACACAAUCAUAGCAACUUAUACAAUAUCUAUGCUUUCACACUAUAGACUAGAUAUCAUAAACAUUAUCAGAGAUAAUGGUCAAAUUCCAGUAUUUGCCUUGCAUAGCUUACAGGAACAUGAAAGCCCAGAGAUCUUAGAAAUAUUACACCCAAUAUUUCCUUAGGUGGGGUUCAUAGAUUCAACCUAGUGUAUACUCUGUCUUGAUGUUGAUUAACUUAUUUCCUUCAGUACUCAGUGUACUAUUGUUGCUUCAAAUCAUUUGCACCAAAAUGAAUGAAAAAUUUGCUUUGAGGGUCAAGGGUACACAAGCAAAGCAUGGAUGGUGAAUCACUGUUAAAGCAAUGGCUUAAGCCUCACUUCUUUUCCAAUAUUGGUGCCAUCUUGAUACUAUUGAAUUCAAAUGUGUGACCUCUCUUUGGUUUAGGAUAAUUAAAUAUGUUGGGGGGAUGUUUAAAUACAGUAUUACUAGUAUUACUGUAUGAUUUGACUGUUAAGAUUCAGCCUAAUGCCAAUAAUAAUUUUGCACCAAUUCUAAGAUGUCUGUUGUUAGAAUAUCAGAUUUGUUUCCCAAUUAAAAAAUGGUUUUCUACCUCUAUUUGCCAAAUUAGUGCUGGUUUGUUGUUAAAUAGUAUCUCCAGCAAUUUAACCUGUGGCUUCAGUGAUUAGGGAGCACAAGUUGUUCAUUCUUGUUAUCAUCAAUGGAGGUGACUUCUCUAGUUUUAAGCUGAGCUGAGCUUUUUGGAAUAUGCUCGAGAUGCCAUAGCUCACUGGCAGGGUAGAUGGUAAGUAUGCAGACAUUCCAAGGUUCAAUCUUGGCCUCUCCAGCAAAGACAAUACCAGAUAGCAUGGUUGAAAAAGCCAAGGACUAGAAAACUCACUUUUUGGAACGAAAACUGCUUAGACUUUGGAGAGUCACUUUGAGGCAAGGUAGACAUGGAUCAAUAGGACAAGACAGUUUUUGGUGAGGGAAAGUAAAUCGUUUUAAGAAUAGCCAAUGAUUGACCCAGUGGGAGGAUUCUGGGAGUUGUAGUCCAAAGAAGUGGCUUCUCUAUUAUCUAAUUGGUGAUUUGUAGCAGGUAAAGGGUUUCUGUAGUUGAGAGAUACCCUGUUUCCCCUAAAAUAAGACAUCCCCAGAAAAUAAGACCUAGUAGAGGUUUUGCUGAAUUGCUAAAUAUAAGGCCUCUCCCGAAAGUAAGACCUAGCAAAGUUUUUGUUUGGAAGCAUGCCCGCCUAACAGAACACCAGAGCAUGCAGGAUCGGUAAAUGAACAUACCAUAGAGUGUUGUAAAUAGAAAUAAUGGUAGUGACAAGAAAUUCUUGAUAGGAUUCACAGUUUGUCUGGUUAUGCUGGUUUGUGAUGACAACUACUGUACAGUAUAUAAUAAAUGUGAAUUCUUCUUCAUGUAAAAAUAAGACAUCCCCUGAAAAUAAGACCUAGAGCAUCUUUGGGAGAAAAAAUUAAUAUAAGACACUGUCUUAUUUUCGGGGAAACACGGUAUGUUAGUUCAUGGGGCCUAGGAUAGGUGGAUGAAGUCUGUAUGUCUCUAAUAGAGAAAAUAAGUUCAUUGUCUUUAAACUUCCAUAAUCUAAGAUAGUAGACGUCAAACUAUCCUGACAGAUGAGGAAAACACUCCUUAUGGAAAGUCCAGCCCAUUUAAAUGGAUUUUGUUUUGUGACGUGUAGCCCCCCAAUAUCUCCUGAGAUUUAGUUCUUGAACCACCAUCGGUGCCAAAAUUCAUGGAUGCUCAAGUCUCAUUAUAUACAAUGGCAUAGUAAAAUGGCAUCCCUUAUGUAAAAUGUUUGUGUUUUGGAUUUUUGUCUCCGAAUAUUUUUGAGUCAUUCAAGGUUGAAUCCAUGGAUCCGGAAUCUGUGGAUACAGAGGGCCAACUGUACAUGGCUCUGAGGAGCUGAAAUAACAUCAGUGCUUUUAUUAGCUGGACAUGGCUGCUAAAAGGCAGAGCUCCAGGUUCAUUUAUUCCCCCACUUUUAAUCCCAUAUAUGGUACUUACGUGACAUUGCUGGACUACAAAUCCCAGCAUCUGUUAAGUUACCUGGGAGAUUCAGUACACUGUAACCACCACCACCCCUCCAAAUGCGGUAAGCUAUUUUCUGGCUGUACUGUUGUCAGUGGCAUAUAGUAAAUUUAUGAACUACAUAUUUAAACACUUCAUUUUGUAAUGAAUUUAAAGCUGGCCAUAAUAAGGUAAAUUCAUAACAGUAUCCACCUAUUUUUAUCUUGAUGGGUUGUUACCUGGUAAUCUUUCAUUCAUAAUCCUUGAUUUGUUUCUUCAGGAAUAUGCCAAGAGUUGUUCAACUUAUUUCAGAUGGACAGGGCACAAGGGUGGCUGGAUUACAGAACCUUGAUCGCACCCAGUUCUUUAUCAGAACAAAUAGAUAAUAACAUUACAUGUUUGUUCUGUUGUGUACAUCUCUGAAGUAGUCUUUGAGGUUGAGGUCUUUUGUGUGCUUAGAAUCUAUGCCCAUAGUAUGUUCUCAUGUGAAUAUUCAGUGAGUCUGGAGGGUUGUUAGGGUUGUUGAGUGAUAAUGAUAUAAUCCAACUGUCACACUGCACACAGCAUCAUGUAUCAAUCCAAACCAUGCCUGUAUGUCCUCUAUUUCAGUUUGGUCUGUCUUUUGUCAGAUACAGGUAAGCCAAAGAGGAAGCCACAGGACUCUAAUCGUUCCCUGGUUUGAGUCCUUCUAAAGGGGUGGGGAACAUUUGGCCUGCUAGAUGUUUUGGACUACAACUCCCACUAUACCUUAUUGUUGGCCAUGUUGGAUGAAUAAAUGGGACCUGUAGGCCCAGGCAUCCAGAGGGCCAAAGAUAUCCCAUCUGUGCUGUAAAACAUAUAUUUUUCCAUCUGUACACUGCAUGCAGUGUAUUAACCCUUCAUCUGAGACUUUUGAAUGAUCCAUAUCCAAUUUAUUUCAAAGGUCAUGACUUUCUUGUUGUUCAAGGUUUACUUGGUUUUCUUUUUGAGAGUUUUCCCCCCCGUGUCAGGAGCAACCUGAGUCGCUUCUGGUGUGAGAGAAUUGGCUGUCUGCAAGGACGUUGCCAGGGGACGCCCAGAUGUUUUUUGAUGUUUUUACCAUCCUUGUGGGAGGCUUCUCUCAUGUCUCCACAUGGAGCUGGAGCUGAUAGAGAGUGACGUCUGUGUUAUUGCAUGUUUUGUUUUUAAAUUAAAUCUCUACAUUUGACUGGUGAUUCAGGGGAAUAAAAAGCCAUUGAAAUUCAGUGGUGAAUUGGGUGUCUGGUUGCCUCAGGAUUCCUUCUGAAGAAUUCAGGCUUUGUUCUAUAAGCUUGACAGGGAAAGUUUUCUUUUCAUGGUCAUUGUAAAAAUCUUGUUUUAUUAUACUAGAAUGAAUGUAAAUCCUUGAAAGAAUGCUCAUCCUCUUUGAGAAAAUAAUGUGGUGUCAUUCUUAUGCCACUGCUGGCAAUAAAGCUGAAUUAAGUGGCAAACCAAGGGCCAGUUUUAUACUGGUCAGAGUCUUUGCAUGAGUUGGAACGGAUGGUGGUUUUCUAAAGACUGAGGGUCAAACUACAAGAGAUUGUCAACUCUGCAUCUAGAAGCAGUGCUCCUUUAAGUGAUGAAAUAUGUAUUUGUCCUAAUAGACCUUUUCUUAAUUGCAGUAUCUUGUAGAUCAGCUUUCUUUUACGAUUGGUCAUCAGAAGUUAAACAUGAUCUUCAUCUGCAAAAGAUUGGCCAUCAGGAGCCCUUUUUCAGGGUCACCUAAAGCUAAACAUGGGCUUCAUUUGCAAGUCUUAUCCCUUAUGCAUGAAGCUGUGUGGAAAUCCUAUCACUGGACAUCUAAAGUGCUAUCAGUUUCUCAUUGCAAGCUGUCUGUCUUGUGCAGUUUAGCCCUCAGUGUAGGUCCAGAAUGGGUUAACAUGUAUGGAAGUGAGUGGCUCUAAGUCAUCUUGAAACAAAUUACUGACAAUGUUUUCUCUGAAUGUUUACAGAUAACCUUCUUUUUUUAAAAAAAAAAAGAUGUACAAGUGCAAGAUGCUACUGAGUUUUUAUUUUGUUAAAUGGUCGCGAAGUUUGUUUGUUUUCUUUCUCAAAUCCAGCAAAUUCACACAUGACUUUUGCAGCUGUAAAAAGUACAUUAACUACCUGUUCACUUUCUGAUGUGCCCCGUGCUGAAUUGUGCCUAAAUAAUCUGCUGUUGUUAUGCUGCUGAAAAUAUUUUCUGCUGUUCAAAAAUACACACAAAUAUGUCCACAAGAUCAUCCAUUCCAUCUGCAUGCUACACAAACGCAAGCUGAGCUGUAUGAAAGUAUAGCUGAAAUUCAACUUUGUAGAAGUCUAAACUGUUUAAAUGGAGUUAGGGAAUUUUUUUUGGUCUCUCUUUUCUUUCAUUUCCACAUGCCCCUUCAAAAUAUGAUGUACAAUUUUAAGAUUCAUUGUUUCCCCUACCCCAAGUCAUAGACAGCGGGGCUUUCCUUUUCCCUUGUUUUUUGUUUUUGUUAAUGAUAAUUUAUUUUGUUUGGUUGAUAGGCAAUUUAUCUGUACAUUUUUGUUCCCAAGUGAUGAUGUGGAUGUCUUUCGAAACAAAAUAAAUGGUUAUUUUAUAUAAUUUUAUCAUAAAUUUGCUAUAAUAAAUCAUUCUUUCUGUUUUUUCUGAUAA